AUGGCGCUUAGUAUACGUUUAACUGGAUCUGUUCUGCUUCUAGUAAUGGUAUCCGUUAAAGGAAGUUCUGACAGAGGCAGAGGAUACUUGUGGCUAAAUGAGGGAAAACGUUUGCAAUCUAAAUGUGACAACAGAGACGAUUUUAUUAUUGGAUUCUACAAGAGUGAUUUACAAAGUUGGAAUGAUACAUAUUUAAUGCAUACAGAACAUGCUGAAUAUUUUAGCCGAAUAUCACCAUGGGACCACACCAAGUCUCAAGUCGUAUAUGUUGGUUGGCCAAACGCCUUAGGUCGAGAAAAUUCAUGGGUUGUCUGCCCAUCUGGUUACUUUUUGAAUGGUUUAUAUAAGAUAGAAAAAAGUAAAGAUCCAUUAAACAAUAUAGAGAAAGGACGAUGUGUCAAGCCAGCAGAUUUCCCUACAGACUAUGAACAUCGUUACGACAUUGACACUUCCAGCUGUUUUGAUCAGACAGACCUGUGUGUAUGUAACACGGGUUAUUAUGUUACAGGAUUGUAUCAAAGCUCAUGUGAUGGAAUCUUCUGUGUCAAACAGUUUCGAUGUUCUAAAUUAGCAUCAGCACCUGAACAGCUUAAUGAACUUUAUAAAGUAAAAUCUCGCAUCAUGGAUUUAACAAUGUCAGACACGGCUAAAUUGGCUAAUAAACUUGGUUAUGCUUGGUGCGGAGGUUGUAGAUCGGAGGCGGUAGGAGAAGAUUUUAGGAGAGAAGGCGACACGUGGGUCGCCGAUAAAAGUGGUCGCUGUGAAGGUUACAUGAGCGAUAAUCGUUUAAGAAUGGUGUAUGAUGAUUGGAGCUUUGAGAUUAAGGAAAUCGCAUAUGGAACGCCUGUUGUUCAAGACUUAAUAAUGGAAACAAUAAACACUGGUGCAGUGCAUAAUAACCAAAACACGGCUGACACACGCACUGUAACCAAUUCUGUGAUUAAUUCUCGAAGAGUCACACACACUACAACUAGUUACUGGAAGAAUAGUAAAGAGCUGAACGUUCAAAUUGAAUACAAGCCAUUCAAUAUUGGAGGGACUGUCUCCUACAAGUUUAACUAUGAGACAAGCACAAUUACGGCAAACGAAACAAACACGGAAAACACUUAUAUACUACAGGACACAACUUCCAAAGUUUUAGAACCGUUUACUGCUGCUAAUUGGAGAUUUGUGCUUUCGAAUACAAAAACCUCUGUAAACUACACUGCUACUAUAAUUCCAAAGUUUUCUAUAGAACUUCAAGGUUUUCUACGUUGGGGCGGGCGAGCAGAAAAUGCACAUACAAAUUACCAUCAUCAGCAUCGCGGUAGUGAAGCUCGUCCAACUUUGAGCUACAAAUUUGGAGAUCCUGAUGUACCUUUCUACAAAGCACUGAAGCGUCUGAGCAGGGACGACUCACUACCUUGGCUAUGGAAUGAUCUAGCAAACGCAUACCCUGACUUGGACGAUUUAAUUACUCGUUUAUCCAAUGAAAGUCAAUACAAAUUCACUAUUACUGGCAGGUUUGAUGAUGUAAAAGGCAAGAAUGCUGUUUUUAAUUGGGACGCUGCUACAGUGCGGAAGAGAUCGAUCGAUAUUAGAGACAAAAAUUCUAACAAGAUAGCUGAUAACGCUACGAUCUUUUCCAAUGAUUCGUUGAACGACGUUCCUUUGUCUUAA
Molecule: messenger RNA, 1659 nt
Organism: Physella acuta
Lineage: Eukaryota; Metazoa; Mollusca; Gastropoda; Physidae
Source: RefSeq, a predicted model, not a curated record